GGACAAGAUGGCGGAAGCUGAGGAGAGGGCGGGAGGAGGGGCGGCGGACAAGCCUCUGUUUGCAGGCCUGGCCGACGUGUCCAUAUCGGAAGAUGUCCCCGUGGAGGGGCAGAUCACCGUCCCCAUGGGGACCCACGGCCCGGAGGACGACUACUCCACGCUGGACGAGCCCGUGAAGGACACCAUCAUGCGAGACCUGAAGGCCGUCGGCAAGAAGUUCGUGCACGUGAUGUACCCCAAGAAGAGCAGCGCGCUCCUGCGCGAUUGGGAUCUCUGGGGGCCCCUGGUUCUGUGCGUGUCGUUGGCCCUGAUGCUGCAGGGGGGCUCAGCGGACAGUAAGGAAGACGGGGGGCCGCAGUUCGCCGAAGUCUUCGUCGUCAUCUGGUUCGGGGCCGUCGUUAUCACCCUCAACUCGAAGCUCCUCGGGGGGACCAUAUCUUUCUUUCAGAGCCUGUGCGUGCUGGGCUACUGCGUGCUGCCCCUGACCGUGGCCCUGCUGCUGUGCCGUCUGCUGGCCCUGGCCGGGCCCGGGGGGACCAGCGCCGCCAUCUUCAUCGUCCGCCUCUUCCUCGUGCUCGCCAUGUUCGCCUGGUCCACUCUCGCAUCCACGGCAUUCCUGGCCGACAGCCAGCCUCCGAACCGGAAGGCCCUCGUCGUCUAUCCCAUCUUCCUCUUCUACUUCGUCAUCAGCUGGAUGAUCCUCACCUUCACGCCGCAGUGACCGGCGGGCCGCCCCGGGGGCCGGGGCUGGGGGGCCCCCGACGCCCCUCGGCCGUCCUCCGCGCGGCGGUGACCCCCCUCCGGCUUCCGGGGGGCCGCGGCAGGCAAGACUGUCUCUGGGAAGGGAAGCGGGGCCUCGCCUCCUCUAGGCCGGGCGCCGCUCCGUUCUCUCAAUCCAGCGGGUUCCUCCGCCGCUCCGGAUUCCGGACCAGCCCCGGCUCCGGAUUAUUGCUCAGGCUGGUAUUGCAGGCAGGGCUUUAGGGCCCCAACUGCCCCCAUGGGUCUUGUGCAGAAGUGGACUCCCCUCGGCGUCUGGCGAAGUGAAGCGGGGAGGGCGGGGGCAUACGAAAGCGGGCACCUUGAGGGACGUGAAAGGGGCCGGCGCGGAUGGGAGCGUCUGUAGCCCCCCACCAAGCGGGCCGGAGCGGGCACGUGUUUGGGCAGAGAGAGCGCACGGGAAACGGUGUCCCAGGAAGUCGAUCGGGGGGGAUAGAGGAGGUUGGCCCCGUCCGUUAUCACCCACCCGGUGACAACCGGAGUCAGGUGGACCAGCCAUGGCCCCGGCCCCUCGGGGGGCUACAUCUACCCAGUGGUCCUCGAAGCCCGGGCGCCCUGGUCCGAACAGCGACACCUCCCCUCCCCAGCUCACGUGCCCACCGCCACCAAAACAGCAGGGAGGCAGAUGGGUCUGGGCAACCUUGGGGUUUGCCGUCUGGGGCCAGACGGAUAAAACUGACCUUUGACCAAAGGAAGAGCCCCCUUCCCUCCCCAUCCUGGGCCGGGGCGGCCGGACCCCACCUCCCCUCCC
Messenger RNA from Tachyglossus aculeatus (Australian echidna), 1528 nucleotides. It is a transcript of the gene YIPF6, whose product is annotated as Yip1 domain family member 6. NCBI's taxonomy places the organism in Eukaryota, Metazoa, Chordata, Mammalia, Monotremata, Tachyglossidae. Gene Ontology annotation, cellular component: membrane; trans-Golgi network. Bases 8 to 721 code for a protein of 237 amino acids. The transcript has 7 exons. Gene Ontology annotation, biological process: endoplasmic reticulum to Golgi vesicle-mediated transport. The record is from RefSeq and is a predicted model, not a curated record.